GUUCCUCCCAUUUUCCAAUAGUUUCCAUGCAGUGGUGGUUUAUGGAAAACAUUUUUCUUCCAAACUGCCCAAACAACUUGGACAGGACUUAAACAUACAGAAGGGAAGAUAAAGAAAAAAGGUUAACUAUGGGGAAAAGAGUGGCCAUCAUCGGAGCUGGAGUCAGUGGCUUGGCCUCCAUCAGAAGCUGCCUGGAAGAGGGGCUAGAGCCCACCUGCUUUGAGAGGAGUGAAGACAUCGGGGGCCUGUGGAAAUUCUCGGAGCAUGCAGAGGAAGGCAGAGCUAGCAUUUACCAGUCUGUCUUUACCAACUCUUCCAAAGAGAUGAUGUGUUUCCCAGACUUCCCAUAUCCUGAUGACUUCCCCAACUUUAUGCAUAAUAGCAAGCUCCAGGAAUACAUCACUGUAUUUUCCAAAGAAAAGAACCUCCUGAAAUACAUACAAUUUAAGACACUUGUUUGCAGUGUAAAUAAACGUCCUGAUUUCUCAGUCUCUGGCCAAUGGGAUAUUACCACUGAAAGGGAUGGUAAAAGAGAAUCAGCUAUCUUUGAUGCUGUACUGAUUUGUUCUGGACACCAUGUGUACCCCAAUCUACCAGAAGAGUCCUUUCCAGGACUAAAACUUUUUAAAGGCAAAUGUUUCCACAGCCGGGAAUAUAAGGAACCAGGAAUAUUCAAGGGGAAGCGAGUUCUGGUGAUAGGCCUGGGGAAUUCAGGCUGUGAUAUUGCUACGGAACUCAGCCACACAGCUGAACAGGUCAUCAUCAGUUCCAGAAGUGGCUCCUGGGUGAUGAGCCGGGUCUGGGAUGAUGGUUAUCCAUGGGACAUGAUGUUCAUCACUCGAUUUGAAACCUUCCUCAAGAACAGCUUGCCAACAAUCAUCUCUGACUGGUGGUACAUGAAGCAAAUGAAUGCAAGAUUCAAGCAUGAGAACUAUGGCUUGAUGCCUUUAAAUGGAACCCUGAGAAAAGAACCUGUGUUUAAUGACGAGCUCCCGGCUUGCAUUCUGUGUGGCACGGUGUCCAUUAAGCCUAAUGUGAAAGCAUUCACUGAGACUUCAGCCAUUUUUGAGGAUGGGACAGUGUUUGAGGCCAUCGAUUGUGUCAUUUUUGCAACAGGCUAUAGUUAUGCCUACCCCUUCCUUGAUGAGUCCAUCAUUAAGAGCAAAAACAAUGAGAUCACCUUGUUUAAAGGUAUUUUCCCUCCUAAAUUGGAAAAACCGACCAUGGCAGUGAUUGGUUUUGUCCAGUCCCUUGGGGCUACCAUUCCCACAACUGAUCUGCAAGCCCGCUGGGCAGUACAAGUAAUAAAAGGAACUUGCACUUUGCCUUCUGUAACAGUGAUGAUGAAUGAUAUUGAUAAAAAAAGGGAGGGCAAGCUCAAAUGGUUUGGCACCAGCGAGACAGUACAGACGGAUUAUAUUAGUUAUAUGGAUGAACUUGCCUCCUUCAUUGGGGCAAAGCCCAAUAUCCCGUGGUUGUUCCUCACAGAUCCCAAAUUGGCUGUGGAGGUUUUCUUUGGCCCUUGCAGCCCAUACCAAUUUAGGCUAGUGGGCCCAGGGAAGUGGCCAGGAGCCAGAAAUGCCAUCCUGACCCAGUGGGACCGGACCCUGAAACCCAUGAAGACAAGAGCUGUUGGGAACCCUCAGAAACCUUGCAUGCUUUGCCAUUUGGUCAAGCUCUUUGUUCUUCCUGUUCUGUUCAUUGCUGUUUUCCUCGCAUUGAUCUAAUUAUCAUUCCUCACAGGAUUCUGAAAGUUACUGAUGACACCCAGGAUAGAACUCUCCUAUUUAAAAAAUAAGAAUUUCACACCUCCUACUUUCCUAUUCAGCAGGCAUUCGUCAGUAACACAGUACUACUUCCAGGCUUUCAAGUAAGCCCCUUUAAGAAUCAAAUCACCACCUAAAGACAGCAUUAAUCACUUUUCUUUAGGUUCCACUAACAUUUCAUAAUCAGAACUAUGCUUUUCACCACUAACCUCAAGCACCUCCUGAAACAUUUCGAUGUGAUUCCUUUUCUCCUUUAAUCAAAGUUUGAAAUACAUGCUUCAAACUUGAACAAAGAGCAAACUCAGCAGAGUAGUUAUGAUAUUCUCCAGCCACUUCUGAAAACCAUUUGCAGGAGAAUCAAGUAGAGAAUUUGGCUUUUAAUUCUAUUUUUGUUUUAUACCAAAUCCUCCAGGCAAUAUGUCCUGAUUCCUGGCCAAAAAGUAUAGCAUGGAUGGGGAUCCCUGGGUUGCUCAGCAGUUUGGCUCCUGCCUUCAGCCCGGGGUGUGAUCCUGGAGACGGUGAACAAGCCCCACAUCGGGCUCCCUGCAUGGGGCCUGCUUCUCCCUCUGCCUGUGUCUCUGCCUCUUUCUCUCUCUCUCUCUCUCUCUCUCUCUCUCUCUGUCUCUCUCAUGAAUAAAUAAAUAAAAUCUUAAAAAAAAAAAAGUAUAGUAUGGAGACCUGGUGUAUAAUGAAAGUUAACAAGAAGUAACAUUAAUGGACUGAUAAAGGAUAUAAUAUUCUUCUCAAACUUAUGUAGCCAACACAUUCUCUUAAUGUCCUAUUAAUGUCAAUCUUUCUCCAUACUUAAGACAUGAAUUAUUUUAACUAUUUUUGAUGUCUUAAUUACUUCUUUAUUAACAGCGAUGAUUUUUGAUCACUCAUUUUUGCUCUCAAGUUUUACUGAUAAAAUUAAAUAUAUAUUUAUACAUAGAUAUACAAUUUGAACAUAUGAAGCACAAAAGAUCUUUUCACUCCCAAUUUCAUCUCAUCAUAUCUAUAUUCGCAAUAAGGACACAAAAUUCUUACCAGGACUUAAAAAGUGCAUAAAUCAGGUAUUAAUAGCACAACCAAAUAAAAAUUGUUUUGUGCAGUGGCCACAGCUAUGCUGAUUAGAUCCGAAGCUGACCCACAUGAUCACAGGGUUGCUGACUGCACCCAGUUGGGAGGCAGGAACUUGAAUCAGGCUUUUGGCACUUCAGCCUUCUAGAUGUUUCAAGCUUCUGGUGCUAAGUAGUUGCUCUUCGCCAAAUACUUAGCCAAACUAGUGUGGAUAUAUAUAUACCAGUCUUCUCAUUCCUCUGUUCCUCCCUUUGUCCUUCCUUCCUCUUUAUCUUCCUCUUCUUUCUUGUUACUAUUCUAACUGCUUUCUCCCUUUUGCCUUCUCUGACUUCUUUAUAUUCCUUUGUCCCCUUUGUUGUUUCUUUUGCCUUCUCCUUCAGCAGGAAUGAUCAGUGGUAGACAUAUUCACUUUGAAGGACUCUUGGAUCUUCUGGGAUAGAGUCCCAGAUGCUACCCUAAGCAUCUUUCAAGAAGGGAGCAUAUUUCCCCAGAUGCAACUACCCAGCCAAACUCAGUGCUACUUAAUAUCCAACCUCACCAUUCAGUCCAAUCACUGCUCAAAUGUCAAUUCUAUGUAAAAAUACAAUCCUUUGUCACUUUCUACCUCCUGUCCUUUGUUUUUCCUCAUGGUAUCUAAUAUAGUCGCCAUGUGUUUGUGAGUGAUCUGUCCCCUCACGAGAAAUAAGCUCUAUGAGAGCAGAAAUAUUUUGUCCGCGACUAUUCCCCCAGGGCUUAGAAGAGUACUUGGCAUUUAGUAUGCAGCCAGUAAAUAUUAGCUAUUCUUGUUGAAAACAGGCAUUAUUUAGAUUCAAUCAAAUGUUCCAGAUGCACAAAGUGUUAAGUGUAAGGUGAUAAGAAACUGUUUUGCUAUAAGUGGCUCCUUUAAAAUGUAGGUUUUAUUAUUAUCUGGGUAGAGUGAGGCCAACAUAUCAGAAGAUAAUUUCCACUGAAGAGAUACGUUGCUAAUUAUUCACAAGCCACACCACAGCACACCAGACAGGGUGUCAGCAGGGUCAGACAGGAAGCCAAGAAAAGGAAAACAUGGGCAAGAGGCUUUAUUGUUUUUUUGGUGUGGUUUGCAGGUUUUUUUCAGUGAGAAGUAACUGGAGAGGUAGCAUAAGCGGGUUUAGGACUAGUUGGUUUGAGUAAUUUCAGCAGGGUGUAGGGGUUGCCCUGAGUUGUCUGGUACCUGGAGUGUGAAAGCCAGGGAGCAUGAGCUCUAGACUGGUUGCUGUGCUUAUGAAAGCCACACUCCUUGGGCCGGGUGAGUUUUUUGCUAUUUCUAUGGAUUAGCUGACCCUGGGAAAGGCAGUCCUGCCACAGCUAGCAAGGCUGCAAGAUGUCAAAACAUCAAAAAUAGAAAAUAAAAAGACAUGAUUAAUACAAUGGUCAAAUCUGCCCUGGGUUGGAGCUGGAGGGGGAGGCAGGAAUCAGACCCUAGAGAAGAGAGGAAUUACUAAAGUCAAAUGACAGGGAUUGAAGUGAGGUAGCAAAGCCAACUCACUGGAGCCUACGGUGGUGACAGAGGCCACCAAAGGGCUGGAGUAGUUGUACGACAAGAGUUUGGGAAUGUCCUGCUGUCUUCAAGUCUUAAAGCCAGGAGAUUUAGUGGAAAACCAUCUGCUCUCAAGACAAUUAAUUAAAAGGUGAACAUCUUCCCCAAAUUCAUUUGGGGAAUAUAAAUAAUAGUGAAAGGGAAUAUAAGGGAAGGGAGAAGAAAUGUGUGGGAAAUAUCAGAAAGGGAGACAGAACAUGAAGACUCCUAACUCUGGGAAACGA
Molecule: messenger RNA, 4604 nt
Organism: Nyctereutes procyonoides (raccoon dog)
Lineage: Eukaryota; Metazoa; Chordata; Mammalia; Carnivora; Canidae
Gene: FMO3
Product: flavin containing dimethylaniline monoxygenase 3
Exons: 9
Coding region: 129-1727 (532 amino acids)
Molecular function (GO): NADP binding; N,N-dimethylaniline monooxygenase activity; flavin adenine dinucleotide binding
Source: RefSeq, a predicted model, not a curated record